Messenger RNA from Prunus armeniaca (apricot), 393 nucleotides. NCBI's taxonomy places the organism in Eukaryota, Viridiplantae, Streptophyta, Magnoliopsida, Rosales, Rosaceae. The record is from the annotation of a GenBank genome assembly.
AUGGGUUCUGCAGAAAAAAGCUCCCAAUGGAGGAGUGUCUUUGAUGGUGUGAAACUGAAGACUAUCAAAGCCAUGCCGGAAGCACUCAUGGCAGAGAUCAACACAGCAAUUUGCAAUCUUGAAUAUGCACGUGCCACUGAUCUGGUCGACUGUCCAUCUUCUUCUUCAAUCUCAAGGUUUGAGAGCUCUCCUCAACCUGAAUACAGUGCUCGCAUGGCGGACCAAGCCUACAAGGCAGGGUGUGCAGCCUUGGCUGCUGGCAAGCUUGAUGAGGCUCUUCAAUCUCUGAACGUUUCUCUCUCCAAAUGCCCGCCUGAUCAGACUUCUGCUGUGUCUAAGCUUCAUUCUCUUAUCUCUCUCACAUCACAGCAGCUCCAAAAGUCCACAAGCUGA